Amaranthus tricolor (Joseph's coat) is the source of this 1188-nucleotide messenger RNA. RefSeq names its product phosphoenolpyruvate carboxylase kinase 2-like. Gene Ontology annotation, molecular function: protein kinase activity; ATP binding. Bases 106 to 981 code for a protein of 291 amino acids. The record is from RefSeq and is a predicted model, not a curated record. Gene Ontology annotation, biological process: protein phosphorylation. Lineage: Eukaryota; Viridiplantae; Streptophyta; Magnoliopsida; Caryophyllales; Amaranthaceae. The transcript is spliced from 2 exons.
UCCUCUUAGUUAGUUUCUUCGCCCAUCUAUAAAUUCCGCCUCUCCCAUCACAAACUUUUACUGCAACCGUUAUUAUUUUAUUUCCCCUCCAUUAUUGAUAUAAUUAUGAUCUUAAACCCUUCAACAAUGUUCACUACAGACUACGAGCUCUUGGAAGAAAUUGGAAGAGGCCGAUUCGGCGUCGUUUCAAAGUGUAAAUCACGAUCCACCGGUGAAAUCUUCGCCGUUAAAACAAUUGAUAAAUCAUUAGUCUCCGGCGACAUAACCGACAAACAAUCACUCAUCAAUGAACCAAAAGCACUGCAACGUCUUUCUCUAUCAUCCACGUCCUCAUCCUACAUCACUCGUCUUCACGCUAAAUACGAAACCUCCUCCCACCUUCACCUUAUACUCGACUACUUCCCUUUUCCGUCCUUAUACGACGUUGUUACGCAAAACCAAAAGAUACCUGAACAAGAGAUUAAAUCUAUUACUUUCUCCCUCCUCCAAGGAAUCCUACAUUGUCACCAGAAUGGCGUUAUUCAUCGGGAUGUUAAGGCCGAUAAUGUUUUGUUUGACCCGAUUACGAAACGGGUUAAACUGUGUGAUUUUGGGUCGUGUGGGUUUUCGAAUGAACGUUUAAUGGAUGAAGUUGUGGGGACUCCCUAUUAUGUUGCGCCGGAGAUUCUAGAAGGAAAAUUCUAUGAUGAGAAAGUUGAUGUUUGGAGUGUGGGUGUCGUUUUAUAUGUAAUGCUAGCUGGGUUUCCGCCGUUUUAUGGAGAGACAGUUAAGGAGAUUUUUGAGAAGAUUGUAAGGGCUAAUUUAAGAUUUCCGACUACGGUUUUUGGGAAUUUUUCAUCUAAUGUUAAAGAUCUUUUGAGAAGAUUGCUAUGUAAAGAUGUUUCUCGAAGAUUCUCCGUUCAAGAAGCUCUGGGACACUCUUGGUUGACGUCAAGUGUAGGGCAAUCUGCGCCGACAAUGACUGGACCAGAAUUAUUAUAGUUUGAAGAGAAUGCAUAUUAUAGAUGACACUACACAUUAUAGAGUAGUAGUAGUUGAUGAUGAGGACAAAGCCAAGUGUUUUUUGUUUUCGGGUUUUUUAGGUAAAGCAAGUGUUGCUACUACGUCUUGCAUGUAGCUUUUUUCAUUUUCUGAAACUUCUAUGAAGCUUCGUGGAUGUUUCUUAGUUUUAAAUUUCGAAAGUGCUGG